Molecule: messenger RNA, 6399 nt
Organism: Aspergillus nidulans FGSC A4
Lineage: Eukaryota; Fungi; Ascomycota; Eurotiomycetes; Eurotiales; Aspergillaceae
Product: guanine nucleotide exchange factor DCK1
Exons: 1
Coding region: 1-6399 (2132 amino acids)
Biological process (GO): small GTPase-mediated signal transduction
Cellular component (GO): cytoplasm
Molecular function (GO): guanyl-nucleotide exchange factor activity
Source: RefSeq, a predicted model, not a curated record
AUGCCCUGGCGGCCUCUGCCUCGAAUCGCUUUUGCCGUUGCCAUCUACCCCUUCCAGCCCUCUACUCCGGCCGACCUACCGUUAGAACUCGGUGAUGAGCUGUAUAUAAUAGAACAAGGCGGGAACAAUGGUGAAUGGUGUCGCGGCUACUUGGUUGCUCCGCCGUCUUUGCUGGCGGGUUUAACGAGCACCAAAGGCCAGACCCUUGAGGCGCGAGUAUUUUCGGGUAUCUUCCCCCGCAAUUGCGUGGAGAUCCGCGAAGUCCUGGGUGAUAGCGAAGGAAAUAAGACCUUGACAAAUGGGGACUGCUCAAUUGACGACAGGGCGGAAGAUGCGGAGGUGGAUGUGCGGAGCAGUUUAGCUUCUUCUCAAUACGACGAACAAGUUUCGGGCGAGAUAUCUGAAGUAUUGGUCGCGCGAAAAGAGAAGCCUUCACAGAUUUUCAUCCAGAAGACAGACGAUGAUGACCAGUCGACUCCACGAGGGGCGCGGGCCAGUCCCUGGGGAAUGCUUCCACUUACGCCGGUCAAUGUAGCCCCGCGGGAUCCUGAUGCACCCAAGCCAGCUGCGCCAGUGCCUAUGCUCAAAAUAGGCGACGAAACUCCCACCUCACUUUCCGAGCCGUUGGUCGACGAGAUCGCAUCAUGUUUGCGUGAGUGGCAUUCGACUAAGCUACAUGAGCUGCUUCUGUCGCAGCAAUAUCAGGUUGUGGAAGAAAUGUCGACUAUCGUCCAGGAGCUUGAUUAUGCCAGACGACAGCUCCUAUACAACGUGCUAACUUCAAAAGAGAAGGAGGUGCUCAGGCAAGAGGUUGUUUGGAAACUUGUUCGGGGUAACAAGCUACUUGGUGGGGAAGUGAUUGUGCGGGAUCCUGAACAACGAGGUCGACUGUUGACAGGCGAGGAUUCUGCCGUACAUUUAGCAAAGCUCCAGUCCGAAAUGAGCAUGCUCGAGAGCAGUCCCACGCCUGCGUCGGACACCGCAGCUCUUCAUCAUUUGCUCGUGGAAGUCAAUGCUGUAUCAGGAAAUGCCCCUGGGCCAGUAGUUCUCGCCGUCAGUCUGUGCACGGUAUCGGACACCGGCCCUCUAAAAGCAUUGUCCGAGACGUAUGUUCUGGAUAUUCCUUCCCCAGAACAAUUCGCAAGUUCAGGGCAGAGCAAUAAGCUAAAGACUCUCUUCACUGAAUUGGCGGCUACGGAUAUUGGGGAUGGAUCAGCAAGCGGGCCUAAGCUCUAUCUUUUAGUGAGCGUUCGAGCACCGGAGGUUGCUUCCGCAAGCACUCCAGUUCAGACUGCACCUUCAGCUUCUCGCGAAGGAACAACCUCGCCAAAGCCUCCUACCGCCAGCAAUUCCGUCAAGGGGCCAGGUCUGAAACCCCGCCGCAGCAUUAUGUGGUCGUCCAAACGUGGCAUUCAGAGCUCAGACCAACCAAAGGAGACCGCCAAACCUCCGCAGUCCUCAGGGAGUGUGGCUAGCAACAAGGGAGGAUCGGUCCAGCCAUCAAAAGAGUCGGCACAGCUUCGUACCAUAGGCGUUGGCCUCCUGGAAGUAUCCCAUAUUCUGCGUCAAGAUAAAGACACUGAGCAGAUAAUCAACAUAUGGGCCACUUCUGAGCACACAGAGGAUGGGGAAGGGUACACGGACGGUUUUGAUGCAUUGAUACGUGCAUUGCUGCCUAGCCCGACAGGGAAGUACGUGAGGUCUCCUCGGGCUGCUCGCGUUCACCUUCACCUUUUCCCUUAUGUCGAUUCCGAUUCGGAUGCGCUGAUUCGGAAGAACCCAACUAUGUUGCAUGGUGUCGUGCAAACGAGGCGGAUUGGCUUCUCGCAAGCUCCGUCUAAGCCUCGGUCUGAUAUUUAUGUGACUAUCUCACAGGCAACGUUUCCUCCUGAGGCCCUUCUCUCGCAUCCUCAUUCGGGCCAAGUUCCGAUGCCUUCACACACAGGACUUCGCAACUUGCAGCUGACCCUCGAGGUGCGCACCGCCUCAGGGGCACGAGUCGAUAAAUGUGUAUUCCCAGCCUCAUCAUCGACCGCCAGUACCGCAUGGAGAACGACCAUUACUGAGAAAGGCAAGCCAUGGAACCAAACGAUUCGCCUCAAUAUCCCCACAGAUCAAAUUCCUGGUUCCCAUAUGAUUAUGAGUAUUGCGGAUGCCCCUGAAUUCCCAUUUGCGCUGGCAUGGAUGCCCCUGUGGGACAACCAGGCUUUUAUACGAGAUGGACCCCAUUCUCUACUGCUACAUGCAUACGACAAGCACACAUCAAACGUUGAGAAUGGCAAAGGCGCUUAUUUGUCCCUUCCUUGGAGCUCACUGGGCAAAAACGAGUCUACAAAGGAUGAGGCGCUCACGGGGCCUCUGGCUACCCUUCGCAUUGACACUCAUUUGUGCAGCACUGAGUACUCGCAAGAUCAAGUGCUUUUGAGCUUACUUAACUGGAAAGAACGGUCAGUGGAUGAGAUUAUGGAUACUUUGAAAAGAAUUCGUUUUGUGCCCGAAAUCGAGAUCGUCAAACAAUUAAGCUCUGUCUUCGAUGCGUUGUUUUCAAUCCUUGUGGAGCACGCCGGGAACGAAGACUAUGAGGAUCUUAUUUUUAAUAACCUGGUUACGGUCCUUGGAAUUGUGCACGACAGACGAUUCAACCUUGGCCCAGUGGUUGACCACUACACGGAGAACCAGUUCAAUUUCCCCUUCGCAACACCAUGCCUUAUUCGAAGCUACCUCCGUCUUUUACAGGCAAGUUCUGACUUGCAGUACCACCGCAACCUUCGAGCUACCUUCAAGGUUGGUCGUCAUCUGCUAAAGUUCAUAAUCAAUGCCCGACAGCAGCAAAAAUUGAAGGAAGAAGGUAUUGGUAUCACUCGUGUUCAAUCAACGUUCAACCGGGAUAUGCACACGAUUUUCAAGUCACUAGAGGCUCUGAUGAAGAAUCCUUCUCCUGCGAUGGUGGGUAGCAAAACCCUUGUUGUUCAGCACUUCCACACGUGGCUUCCAGAGUUGUCGGCUGUCUUUAGCCGAGAUGAAGUGAUAAUGAUUGCGCUCAGUUUUAUGGACUCUUGCGCAGAUGUGAAGGGAAUGCUAGUUUUGUAUAAAUUGGUUCUGAUUCAGCAUUACACUCGGCUUGAGAUCUUUGGCUCCGGUACGGAGAGAAAGAGUCUUGCUUCUAGCUGUAUCGGCUGGCUGGAUCCCUACUGGGGAGCCACCGGUGCAGUAUCUGAUCAAUACCGUGACCAGGUCCGCCUUGUUUGCGCUAUCGUGGCAGAGCUCUUGACCCAGCCGGAUCCCCAACUCUACGCCUUUAUGCCGAAGAUUAUCUCCUCAUACUACUCUAUCAUUCCUGAAGGCGUUGAUGAUACGGAAUACCUGUCUCUCCUUUUCAGCAAAUCGUUCCCGUUCCAGAUCAAGGCAUCAAAAACUAGUCAAAAGUUCGACGAAGUCCUUGUCGAACUGUCGGCUAUAAUGGCUGCAACUGCGUUAAUACCAAAUCCUAAGCGCCUACGGCUCAAAGGCUUGGAACUCACCAACUUCCUUUCUCAGGCAUUCGAGGUUCAUACCUCGAUCUUAAACUGCGAGGCAUAUCCUAAGAGCUGGUUCAGCAUCCAUGUCUACAAUCACCGGACAACAGUGAAGAGUCUUGAAUAUCUGGCAUCACUGAUGAUCGACAAGUUGCUUCCAGCUCCAGACGAUGCGGAAUUGUUUGACACGAGGCUGUGGGAAACUUUCUUCAUGACGUUACUCAAGGUUGUGUCUAGUGAUGCCCUUGCUUUGGAGACCGUUCCAGAACAAAAACGACGCACUAUCUGGAAAAUCGCUGGCGAUGUUCGAGAACAAGGUGCGGAGUUAUUGCACUCUACUUGGGAAGCGAUAGGUUGGGAAACGGCUGAAGAUGAGAGGGAACGCUACGGAUUGAACAGACUUGGCGGUUAUCAGGUCCAAUACGUGCCGGGCCUUGUAGCCCCCAUUAUUGAGCUAUGCCUUAGUGUCCAUGAGGGCCUGCGCCUUGUGGCUGUUGAUAUUCUGCGAACCAUGAUCAUCAGCGAGUGGGAUCUCAAUCAUGAUCUCUCGGUUAUUGAAACUGAGAUAAUUUCAAGUCUGGAUAAUCUUUUCAAGACGAAGGACAUGAGCGAGGGUGUGAUUCAGAAGCUCUUUAUUGGGGAGCUGCUUGAUCGUUUUGUUGGUUGCGAUGCGUUUGAUGAAGAACUUGCCACGGCAGUCAAGGCUCUUAUCGCGACCGUGGAUGAGCUUCUGGAUUUAUUCGUGGCGUCGCAAGGCGGUUCUAUGGCUGAGAGUCUGCAUGUUCUUCGACUGAUGGAGUACAUGAAAGACAUGGGCCGAGAGGAUAUCUUCAUCCGCUACGUCCACGAACUCGCCCAAAGCCAGGCUUCAGCUGGCAACUACACCGAGGCCGGUCUUGCGCUACAAUUUCAUGCCGACUUGUACGAUUGGGAUCCCAAACUGUCCGUUCCCGAACUCACAAACCCCCCCUUCCCUGAGCAGACAUCCUUUGAAAGGAAAGAAGCCUUGUACUUCACGAUUAUCCAGUAUUUCGAGGACGCUCAAGCUUGGACCCAUGCAUUGGCUUGCUAUAGAGAACUUGCGCUGCAUUACGAAGUUACUGUCAUGGAUUUUGCUAAGCUUUCGCGAGCCCAGAGCUCCAUGGCAAAAAUCCAUGAGUCCAUCGCCAAGGAAGACAAGCAGUUCCCCCGCUACUUCCGUGUUUUGUACAAGGGGCUUGGUUUCCCAGCAACAUUACGUGACAAGGAAUAUAUCGUUGAAUGUGCCCCGACGGAACGCAUGGCUACGCUUAUUGAUCGUAUGCAGAAGGAGCACCCUGCUGCUCAGGUUAUGUCGUCCGGCGAAGUCAACGAUUACGAAGGUCAAUACCUUUAUAUCAGCCCUGUAAGCGUGCACCGGGAUAUGAGCCACCCUGUUUACCAGCGGUCAAAAGUUCCACCGUCCGUUCGCGACCAUCUUCUGAUAUCAGAGCCUACGCGAUUCAGUUCCACACUGAGAAGACAUAUUGGUGAUGCAGAUGUUGAAGAGCAAUGGGUGGAGAAGGUCAUCUACACAACCUCUGAACCCUUCCCGAAUAUUCUCCGCAGGAGCGAAAUAAUUAGCACUGAAGAGAUUGCGUUGACGCCCCUACAAACAGCCCUGGAACGGACGUGGCGCAAGACGCAAGAGUUAUACCUGCUCUACAGGCGCGCAGCAUCCGGUGAAGAUAUGAGCCUGAUGAACUUGACAGAGGCUAUAGAGCAAUUGCUGGAAUUCAAUUCUACACCCGCCAGCUGUGUCGCGCACUACCGUCAGUUUUUGACUGACGAGUCUGAGGAUGGCGAGGAAGAGGAAGAGGAAGAGGAAGUGGAAGCGAACACGCCUCAACCGAUUGAUCCGCUAAAAAACGCCCUCGCUGUGGCUCUCAUUGACCAUGCCUUAGCGAUCAAGCACGCCCUCGCACUGUACUCGCGUCCAGCGCAUCAAGCCACUCAGGCUGAGUUAACACGCCGUUUCGAAGAAGUUUUCGCACCCGAACUUUCUUCCCUUCGUCCUACAGAGAGCAUGCCCCCGUUGCUGUACCAAAGCAAGUCCCCGAUCUCAUCGGAAAGCCGUCGGGUGACUGCGCUUCCGCGGUCUAUUAGUCCAGAACAGGAGCUGAUUCGCAGUUCCCGCAAAAAUAGCCAGGCUCAUCGCCGGCAAGCCUCACGCAAGCAAUCUGUCAGCCAUCGAAUAAGCAUAAUGAACCCAUUCAAACGCUCUAAUCAUGGAGCAAGCGAUUCAAUUGCCACUAUCCAGCGACAGCCCAAUGGCAACAGAGCUAAUGACCCUGUGACCGGUUCGUCCGGCAAGGAGGAAGCUGACCUCGAUGACGCUGCUACCAUUCACAGUCGGACAACGAAUCAAUCCCGCGACACGAACAAUAAACGGCGGAGCUUCUUUGGAGACGUUCUGCAGAAACACACAUCCUCCCUCUCAAUAAGCACCAGUGUCAACGAGGACGACACCAACAAGUCACAGAAACGGCAACGAUCUAAAAGUGCGUCACGAAGUGCCGCCGACAACUCUGCGGAGAACGUUAGCCGCAGCACAUCUCGGCACAAUGGCACCAUGGGGAAUCCAUCAACACCAUCAGUCACUAGCCCCGCGUCAGUUACCAGUCCCAAGGGUGGUUGGUCAACGAUACCUUCAGUCACCGAGCAUCCGCGACCAGUAACUCGGAGCAGUCUGAAUUCCGUUCGGAGUCCUGAAAUCCGGAGCCCUGGCGCCCAUACCAAUAGCUCCUCAAACACGGGAGGAGGCGUACGAGAUUCCGUCAUGAAGCGCUUCAGCUUGCUCAAGGGAGUCGGACGAAAAGCCAGCCGCCUUGAUUUCAAGAACGAACAAACCGUCUACGAGGAGUGA